Molecule: messenger RNA, 3292 nt
Organism: Geodia barretti
Lineage: Eukaryota; Metazoa; Porifera; Demospongiae; Tetractinellida; Geodiidae
Source: the annotation of a GenBank genome assembly
CGUAACUUGUUUCUGAUCGAUCGACGACUGAACACGGUGAAGUGCCCAAGUGGUGAUGGAGCCUGCUCUUGGCUUGAGAGUAGUCCGUGGUCCAGACUGGGAGUGGGGAGACCAAGAUGGCGGCGAGGGUUUCGUGGGGACGGUGGCUGGACUGGAAGAAGGUGGAGGAGGAGUGAUAGUCCAGUGGGACAUGGGACAGAGGUGUAGGUACCGCUGUGGCAGAGACAACAAGUUCGACCUCAGAGUCCUGGAGGACGGACCUGUUGCCAGAUCUGCAGACAUUCAGGACACCGGGAGUGUUAGCUGUGAGUGGUGUGGGAAGGAAGGUCUGGUGUGGUGUGUCUGGAGAUGUACACGCUGUCUGGACUACUACCUGUGCAACCAGUGCUACCACAAUGACAGACACAGCAUAUGGCAUCCGUUCUUUAGAAUACCAUGCAGCAAUAAGCCAAGGAUUAGGCGGAGGGUGAGUAGCAGGCAGGAGGCGGAGAGAGUGGCAGUGAGCGGUAUCUUUGCCGGAGCUCGUGUGGUCAGAGGCGCUGACUGGAGAUGGGGAGACCAGGAUGGUGGCAUGAGUGGUAUAGUACUGGCUGUCAGAGGUUGGCAGAAUGAGACCAAAGGAAGUGUCGUGGAAGUCCAGUGGGAAGGCAACCAUCUCAAGAACGUGUACAGAUUAGGACACAAAGGAAGGGUCUGUAUUUUGGAUAUCGUUUGGCGAAGUGUUCGUGUUUUAGCGGGGCUUAUUAGUCGAGCAAAGCAGGCACACAUAGUUGUAUGAAUCGUGUGACUUUUCUGCCACAUGAGGAUGUCUGAAUAUCAUAUGGAGAGUUUAAGGACGCACUACAUGUACUAAGACUUUAUUUUUGCAUUCACUUACAGAAUUCUGUUGCAAUGUUGUUCCACAGGUGGAUCUGAAGUGCCUGGUGCCCGGAGAAGGAGGCUGGUAUUGUCCAGAACACCUCUCUAUACUAGGUGGGAAUAAGGAGGAGGAGGAGGAGGGAGAGUUUGAGUUUGCAGCUGGAGACUCGGUCAGAGUUGAUCUUGAUCUGGACUCUGCCAAACUGCUCCAGGAGGGCCACGGAGGUUGGAUCGACACCAUGAGUGAAUGUCUGCGUGAUGUGGGUGUGGUCGUGACGGUUUGCAAAAGUGGGGAUGUGGAGGUUCGCUAUGUCAACAACUCUGUCUACACUAUAAACCCAAUCAUCCUCGUCAAGGUGGAUAUUCCAUUCCAUGUUACUGGUACGGCAGUCCGGGUGCUGGAUGACAUGAUGAAAGUACACCAGCUACAGACUGUGGGGCCAGGCUGGAAUGAUGACAUCGUACUGACUCUUGGUGUGGUGGGUCUGGUGACGAAGAGAAGUCCAAGUGGAGAGGUCCAAGCUACAGUCAAUGGCCAGCGAUGGCUCUACCACCCCCAGAGUCUACAGCCUGUUCCCAAUACUCUCUACUCACCCACUCCAGAUGAGGCAGAUUUGGACAAGGUAGCUCUGCUGAAGGUACUGACUAUAAUGAAGUCAGGAGACCCAAAGGAUGCUAUCUGGUACCUGUCAGCCACUGGUGAUGUACACACACUCCAGACCUAUCUACAGAGGUACCCUGACGAGAUCAACAGGAAGAUUCGUGGGAAGACAGCUGUCCAUGUGGCAUGUACAGAGGGGUACAUUGGCUGCCUCAGAUGUCUUCUGUUCUACCACCCGGACCUCGAGAUUAUGGAGGAGGGGACUGGCCUAAGACCAAUACAUGUCUGUGCCUACAGUAACUUUGCCGCGGCAGCUCAUCUCCUCCUGGAGUAUGGGGCGGACAUUAACUCCAAGGAUGCAAGAGAAAACACGGCGGCCAUGGCAGCUGGAGCCCUAGGCCACUACGAGGUCCUGCGGGUCCUCCUUGAACACCGUCUACUCAACAUACAUGCUGGGGAUCGCAUUGGGAGCACGGCUUUGCACUGUGCUGUCAUAGCCAAGAGGGAUAUGGCUGUCAAAUUGCUGCUCGAGGCAGGGGCUGACCCAUCCAUCCCCAACUACACUGCCUCCACUCCACUGCACGAUGCUGCUGCCAUGGGCUACCUCGCGAGUGUGGAGCGAAUGGUGGCCUACUUCCCACAGCUCAUCAACCUGGAGAAGUGUGACGAUGGUCACAUCCCACUCCACUCUGCAGUCCUCUACAACAAGCUGGACGUGGCUCACUUCCUGCUCUCCCAGCCCUCAUGCAGGAUAGAGAGCAGGUCAUCAGACAAAGGCUACACGCCCCUCCACCUGGCUGUCAGCGAAGGCCACACUGCUCUGGUAGAGCUCCUGGUUGGCCACGGAGCCAAUGUGAACGCCUCGCUGGAGGAUGGGAACACACCUCUGCACAUGGUCCUCAGCCAGAGGAAGAUGAAGCCUCUCUCCAGCAAUACUCCUCAUCUCAGACAAAUGGAUGAAUCUCUGGUGGCUGGAUAUGAGCAUGGGACGUGGAUUUGAGCCCUACUUCCUCGUGGCUUGCAUGCUGGUGCAGGAGGGGGCAGACCCUCUCGUUAAGAACAGAUUGGGAGAGCCUCCGCUGCAGAAGUGCCGCUCUGACGUUGCCCCUGUCAUCAGGCUGUUUGCACAGAAACGAGGAGCUUAUCGCGGCAGUUUACAGUCAAAAAUGUCAACUAUUCCAACAAACGUAAAGAGGAGAACUAGUGUACCAGCAGAGGCCACUAGUGAUCAAGCGGCUCAAGAGGUUCUGGCAGGAUUCCCCAAAAACCUCAAAGCGGACACCAAGCCAGCGGUGGGUGAUGCAGCAACGCCCUCUGGACUGGGGACUGGGACACCUGAGACUCAGACUUGUACCCCUGCUGCUGAUGUUGACAGUGAGAGUGAGAGAGGGAGAGGAGGGGGAGGGGAGGGAGGAGAAGGGGGGAGGGUUAGUGAGAGUCUCUCAGACAACUCCCAGUCUGCUGCUACACCUGGUCCUCCAGCCUCUCGCCAAGCUGCUACACCUGGCCCUCCAGCCUCUCGCCAAGCUGCUACACCUGGUCCUUCAGCAUCUCGCCAAGCUGCUACACCUGGCCCUCCAGCCUCUCGCCAAGAUUCGGACGAUGGUCUCUGCUGUUUGUGUGACAAGGCAAUCAGUACUAAGCUUGUUCCGUGUGGACACGCUGUCAUGUGUGGGGAUUGUGUAGGCCGUGCCAAGAGAUGUCCCAACUGUUGUGUAAAAAUAGAAGGAUCCACACCUUUUUCUUAAUCAUUUUAUUUUUUCACCGGCUGGCAAAGGUUUUGUGAUGUCAUGUGGGCCUUUGCUGCCUGUAAACAAACCGCAAUUUAUGGAG